GGGAACUGAAGAUAUGCAGCUGAGAUGACUCUUCAGGAACUGGUGAAUCAGGCAGCUAGCCUGUACUCUGAUAGAAAAGCAGUUUGGUAUGAUGAAUGCAACGACAAACCUCCAACUUUCUACACGUAUGCGGCGGUGGUUAAGCUUGCCACGGAACUAACAGCUUUCCUUCAAAAGCACUGUGAUCAGCAGGGAAAAUGUGAAAUAGGCCUUUACUGCUAUCCAGGAAUAAACUUACCAUCUUGGAUCUUGGGAAUCCUUCAAGUUCCAGCUGCCUACUCGCCUAUCGAUCCAGAUGCACCGCCAAUGUUAUCUGCUUACUUCAUGAAGAAAAGCAAUCUUCAAUAUAUUCUUGUUGAGAAUGAUAAAAUAAAUAAAUUCCAGAUGUCCCAUGUUGGUUGGUUUUACCACAGUUCUUCCACAAUAGAACAUAUUGGUUUAACUCUCUUCCAAGUGAGCUUGAGCAAUGCUGAUUUAAAUUCACAAGUAGAUGAUGUGAAAAGUAAAUAUGAACCUUUCAAAGCUGUGGGUAUCUCGCAGCCGGGAUAUACUGUUUGCCCAGAUCAAACCAAAGUGAAAACAUCAGAAGGAAGAUACAUGGAUGUUGGCCAGAAAUACUCUUUAGCAUACGUCUUGCAUACAUCAGGAACUACAGGGAUCCCCAAAAUAGUCAGAGUGCCUCAUAAAUGUAUAGUGCCAAAUAUUCAGCAUCUUAAAACCAUAUUUGAGAUCACAGAGGAUGAUGUGGUAUUCCUGGCUUCUCCUCUAACAUUUGACCCAUCUGUGGUUGAAUUGUUCAUUGCUCUGACAAGUGGAGCCUCUAUCCUUGUAGUACCGAACGCUAUUAAAAUGAUGCCUGCGGAGCUGUCUGCUGCUCUGUUUCACCAUCACCAUGUGACAGUGUUGCAGGCAACACCAACACUUCUCAGAAGGUUUGGAGCUCACAUUAUUAAAUCAACAGUGUUGUCUGCAAAUACUUCGCUUCGCGUCUUAGCCCUCGGUGGUGAAGCAUUUCCCGCACUGAAGCUCUUGAAAAGUUGGAAGCACAAGGAGAACAAAACAAUUAUUUUUAAUCUGUAUGGUAUUACUGAAGUGUCAAGCUGGGCCACUUGCUACAAGAUUCCUGAAGAGGUUUUUGGCGCUGAUUUUAGAACUGAUUUCCCUAUACCUUUGGGAUCACCGCUCCUGGGAACAAAAGUUGAGGUCAGAGAUACCAACGGUUUUGCAGUUCUAGAAGGCGAGGGACAAAUAUUUAUAGGUGGUGAAGAACGAAUCUGCUUUCUUGAUGAUGAAAUGACAGUACCCCUGGACACAAUGAGAGAAACAGGGGAUUUUGUAAGAGUGCAGAAUGCAAAGUUGUUCUUCUUGGGUCGGAAGGACAAUCAGAUUAAACGUCACGGCAAACGUUUUAACAUUGAAUGUUUGCAGCAGGCUGCUGAAGAUCUGUGUCAGGUAGUGGAAAAAAUAAUCCUGUUUGUUGUACCCAAAGAUGAUUUGGAAGAGGGAGAAACACUUAAAGAACUUCAGAAAUGUCUACCAGCUCAUGCAGUCCCUGAUGAGCUUGUAGUGAUUAAAGCUUUGCCUUUAACAUCACAUGGCAAAGUUGAUAUAUCUGAACUGAACAAGAUUUACCAGAACCAUCUAAACUCCAGAAGGCGUGACAGUAAGCUGAGUGACGCAGAGGAAUUGUGGGAAAGAUUGCAGUAUUUAUGGAAGUCUGUUCUGGGUCUUCUAGGUGAUUCCACUGGAAUUUCUAAAGAUGCAGUAUUUCUGUACAGUGGUGGAGAUUCCUUAAAGGCUGUACGAUUUUAUGAUGAAAUUGAGAUACUAGUAGGCAAAGCUGUGCCUGGACUCCUUGAAGUUAUUCUCAGCCGCUCAAUUGAAGAGGUUUAUAGACAUAUUCUUAAAAUUCUGUUUCCAGAUGAAGACCAAUUAAUGAAUUAUGAUAAUGCUGUGAAAAGAAAAUUAAGUGGGAACAGUGGAGAAGAACUCCAUGGAAAAUAUAUUAAACUGAAAUCUGAAAGAGGUCUCAAGGUUGCUUCAGGGUUAAUUUCAUUUAUUGUGCUAAGCAGAGGAAAUCAUGUUUUUUCUAUGAAUUUCACCGAGUCUUUUAUGCAGCCCAGUAAUACCGUACAGGCAGGAGUGGAACAGCUACAGCAACCAUCCUUUCUGCAUUUAGUGACUCCAAGUAUAAUGAAAAGCCAUGCUCAAGGGUAUGAAAUGGAAAACAGAAUUUUAACAAUUACGAACAAGGCAAAUAAAACUGACUGUUGCUCUGUACAGCAAAUCCAUGCAGAAUGUAGUGAUGUAACAACGUCACAGUUGGCAUUACGCAUAAGAUGGAAGUCAAAUACAAGAAAAUGUGUUGAUGCAUCACCACUGGUUCUAAUACCAUCUGAUGAAGAAGUGUCUGCAUGUGUAUAUGUUGGUUCUCACUCUCAUGCAAUGCAGGCGAUUGAUCUAGAUUCAGGAGGAAUAAAAUGGGAGAAGAACCUUGGAGAUCGUAUUGAAUCUUCUGCCUGCAUAUCUAAGUGUGGAAAUUUCAUUGUUGUUGGUUGUUAUGAUGGGUUAGUGUAUGUGCUUCAAAGCAGUGAUGGAGAAGUACACUGGACUUUUGUCACAGAAGAUACCGUGAAAAGCUCUGCAGUUGUAGACCCUUCCAGUGGACUAGUCUACAUAGGAUCGCAUGACCAACAUGUGUAUGCUUUGGAUAUUUAUAAAAAGGCUUGUAUAUGGAAGUUGCAUUGUGAAGGUGGAGCUGUGUUUUCAUCUCCUUGUCUAAGUUCUUUCCCACAUCAUCUUUAUGUUGCUACUCUAGGAGGACUAUUAUUGGCUGUAAACCCAGUAACAGGGAAUAAGAUUUGGAAAAGCUUCCUGGGAAAGCCGCUCUUCUCCUCUCCUCACUGCAAUGAGAAGUACAUUUGUGUUGGGUGUGUGGAUGGAAACUUAUAUUGUUACUCUCACUCUGGAGAAAAGGUUUGGCAGUUUUCCACUAACGGACCGGUGUUUUCAUCUCCAUGCAUCUCAAGUUUAACGAAGCAAGAAAUAUUUUUUGGCUCCCAUGAUUGCUUUAUCUACUGUUGUAAUAUGGAGGGUAAUUUACUGUGGAAAUUUGAAGCCACUUCAAGUGUAUAUGGAACACCAUUCGUUUUCCAGUGUGAGGACUUAAAGAACAAAAUUCUUUUGGCAGCAGUAUCUACAGAUGGCAGAGUGUGGAUCCUGAAUGCCAAGAGUGGAACAGCAGAAGGAGUAGAUAAGCUUCCAGGAGAGGUUUUCUCUUCCCCUGUUGUAUGGGGAACAAAGCUUGUUGUGGGCUGUAGAAAUGAUUAUGUUUAUUGCCUAGAUUUGUAUAUAACAGGAAAAAAAGAACAGUUAAGAUGUUAG
Charadrius vociferus (killdeer) is the source of this 3384-nucleotide messenger RNA. RefSeq names its product aminoadipate-semialdehyde dehydrogenase (gene AASDH). Lineage: Eukaryota; Metazoa; Chordata; Aves; Charadriiformes; Charadriidae. Gene Ontology annotation, molecular function: protein binding. The record is from RefSeq and is a predicted model, not a curated record. Gene Ontology annotation, biological process: amino acid activation for nonribosomal peptide biosynthetic process.